Fusarium sp. VM40 is the source of this 3159-nucleotide messenger RNA. NCBI's taxonomy places the organism in Eukaryota, Fungi, Ascomycota, Sordariomycetes, Hypocreales, Nectriaceae. The record is from the annotation of a GenBank genome assembly.
AUGUCGCCCGUUGAGCCGAAUUACUUUGCGUGUACGCUCGGAGAGGCUGCGAGGCUGAAACGUCAGAAUGAUGGUUCGACAACGUGGAAGACCGUGGUGGAAUUGAUUGACCAUCAGGCUGAGAAGAAUUCACGGCUGCCAGCUCUUGGCUUUGCGACGUUCCAGCAUGAGGGUGCUGAUGAAGCAUCGCGUAAACUCCUCACAUUUCAAGACCUCUCAGAAUCAUCAAAACAUGCCGCCCACGUGUUAUCAAAGCAUCUUCCUCCGCCACGAGACGAUUCACCUACCAUGGGGCUGUUAUCUUCAAGUAGCACUGACUUCGUCUUGACAUGGCUUGGUUUGAUGCGUCUAGGAUAUACGGUCUUGCUUCUCGCACCUCAAUUAGCACCGCCAGCGAUUUCGCAUCUCUGCAAAACUUUACACGUCCGAGAGAUUCUUGUCGAUGCGACAUAUGAGUACCGUGCUCGCGGCUUGCAGGGAAACAUCAACGUCAUCAAACUUCCCAGAUACCCUGAAGACGAUUCACCAGUUGAAGAUAUUCAGCAUGGCCGCAAGAUCUCAGAUACGGCGUACAUCUGUCACACGUCGGGGACAUCAUCAGGUCUCCCAAAGCCCAUCCCCCAAACCCAGCUUGGUGUCAUGGGCGUGCUCUACAGCUUUCCAGGAGAAAACAAACCCGCUACUUUUUCCACAACACCGCUUUACCACGGAGGAUUUCCAGAUUGCCUCAGAGCAUGGACGAGUGGUGCUGCGAUAUGGUUCUUCCCCGAAGGGCUCGCACCCAUCACUGGUGCCAAUAUCAUGAAAGCGCUUCAGUUCGCGCAAUCACACAGUCCAAGCCCAGUCAAGUACUUUUCUUCAGUCCCGUAUGUUCUGCAGAUGCUGUCCGAGGAGUUGGGAGGUCUCGAGAUUCUCCAGUCAAUGGACCUUGUCGGCGUCGGCGGUGCUGCCCUCCCUCCAGCCAUAGGCGACAAACUCGUCGAUGCAGGCGUGAAUCUUCUAUCAAGGAUGGGAAGUGCCGAAUGUGGAUUCCUCAUGUCUUCGCAUCGUGAUUACGACAAUGACAAGGAUUGGCAGUUCCUUCGAGCAAUCGACGAUCCCAAGCUACUUUCUUUCGAAGCUCGCGAUAAUGGCCUUUCAGAACUCGUAGCUCAGCCCGAUUGGCCCUUUUUGAUAAAGACGAAUCGCGAAAAUGGCUCGUAUGCUACGUCUGACCUUUUUGAGCCGCACGCAAAGAUCGCAAACGCCUGGCGCUACCACAGCAGGGCCGAUGCCCAGAUUACUCUUGCAAACGGAAAGAAAUUCGACCCCUCGCCUAUCGAGGGCAGCAUAUUGGCCUCAUCAAAACUCCUGCAGGAUGUGCUGAUAUUCGGAAGCGGUAGAGACUAUGCUGGUGCUCUGCUGUUUCCAAGUUCGAAGGAUACCAGCGCCGAGGAUGUUGUCAAAGACAUUUGGACACACAUUGACCACAUGAACACCAACAGUCAGAGCCAUGCUCGAAUUACCAAGGCAAUGUUGGUUGUGGUUCCUGUGAAAGAUGGCGAGAAGGCUCUGGAGAAGAGCAGCAAGGGAACUAUCCUCCGUCGUCAAGCUGAAGAGAGAUACGCGGAUGGAAUUGAAGGUGUCUACACCAACAAAUCGUCUUCCGCAAAGGAUGUUACCAAUGACAAGCUCAACGAAGCAGUACAGGCUUGCUUUCACCAAGUCCUCGGGCGAGAGGUUGAGCCAAACCAGGACUUGUAUCGCCAAGGCGUAGAUUCGAUAGCCUGCAUCCAGAUUCGCAAAAUGGUCGAGCAGACGUGUCUAUCCUCCCGCAGCCCACUCCCUCUCAACGUCAUCUACGAUCAGGGAACUGUGAACGCGUUAGUAGAGUAUCUGAGAAGAUUGAGGAAGGGUGAUACUCACCUAGACAGCGAGGUUCAAGACGCUGAGCUCAAGAGCAUGCGUCAGCUUGCUGAAAAAUACAGCGACUUUUCAGACGUGAAGUCGGCGCCGCGUCGGAAGAACGGAAAUACUGUCGUUCUCACAGGUGCUACUGGGUUCCUUGGGGCGCAUAUUCUUGAUCUCCUUCGAGAGGAUCCCAAGGUGGAGAAUAUUUACUGCCUGCUUAGAGCUGAUGUUCCCUCUGUUGCUCAGAAACGAGUCUCUGAGGCUCUCACUCAACGUGGCAUGCGAGCUCUUGAUAGAUCCGACAAGGUCAGCUGUCUCUCAUGCAACUUAACAGACAGCGAUCUCGGUCUCACUAAAGAAGACCAUCAACGAAUUCUGGACAGUGCUACCACAAUAAUCCACUCAGCUUGGGCAGUCAACUUCAGCCUCCGUCUCAACUCCUUCGAGGAUCAAAUCACCAGUACUCGCAAUCUAGCAGCCCUCUCAGCGAAAGCAGGCGCACGAUUCAUCUUCGUAAGUUCAAUCGCAGCAGUCAGCGACUCAAAAGCUAGGCCCAUCCCGGAAAAGCUUUCUGAGGAUCCUAGUGAAGCUUCACCACUUGGAUAUUCACGUUCAAAGUGGCUAGCUGAGCAGAUCUGCGAGGCAGUAAAUCAACAGUUAUCGGGUUCAGAGGACAAUCCGCUCACUUCGAUCGUACGUGUUGGCCAACUUUGCAGUAACGAUUCAGGCGUCUGGAACGCUACCGAGGCAUAUCCACUUCUCCUCUCAACGGCCAAAAUCACUGAUUGCUUGCCCGAUCUUGAGCACGAGGUGCUUGACUGGCUACCCGUAGAACAAGCAGCGCAAGCAGUUGUCGAAAUUGCGCGCUCAACACCAGGAAAGCUUGAUGAAUCAGCCAAAACACCAGUCUAUCAUGUUUUGAAUCCCCACAACUCACCAAGCUGGACAGAAAUGCUACACUGGAUAUCAGCCUACAUCCAAGGCCCCGAGUUUGAGAUUGUCUCCCCUCAAGAAUGGAUCAAGCGUCUGGAGGAGGCGUUGGGAGGAAAGAGUGCGAAUCAUCCAUCCCAAGCUCUGCUAGGGUUGUGGAAACAGUCCUACGCUCGGGAGGCUGGUCUUUCUGCGGGUUCUAAGAAGGACGAGCAGUCAUCAAUAUUUGAUGUGGCUCGAACCCGGGACGCAUCUACCACUAUACGAGACGUUGAGCCGUUGGAUCGUGAGAGGUUGAUCAAGACUUGGAAGUGGGUGAAUGAGACUAUUAAGGGAUGA